AUGCUGACGGAGAGAAUCCUCUACUUGUGGGUCACAAUCAUAGGUUUGCUUAUCUUUGAAUUCUGUAUAACGCACAUAUUGCAAUGUUCAAAAUGGAGAUUUUGUCCUGGAAGUAAAUCCAUUCAAAGCUGUAAAGCUGAGGAGUAUUGCACGGCUGUUUUGUUGUUAAGUAGAACAAAAUAUUCAUCCCACAAAACCCCAAAACUGCAACCAAAAAGUUGCCCAGUGGGUUUCAAGCUUAUUUGGCCAUCGUUCGAUGAGUCGGGUACACCAAUCACAUCGCCGAAGCGUAAACACGUUCGCCUGUUAAGACGUAAUCAUUCAGAUGCGUCAACGUGCGUUUGGUGGACUAGUGGUCAGAUGUCCGAGGUUCAAAUCCCGGCACGAGACUCAACCGAAUCUCUCGUUUAUGAAAUUCUACAACUGAGUGUGCAGCACAUAGGCCGCCUCAUUAUUCAGUUGGCACGAUAUUCGAGAUAUCACACGAUGGACUCGAGUAGCACUCUUAUUGGUGCGAAAUCAGGUGUGAAUAUCGAAUGGCGGUCGUUCGAGGGGUCAAGCGUCCUGCCCACGUCACUUAGGCGCGAACAUGUUCACAUGUUCAAACGUGAAAAUCCCAAUGCAUCCAGCGUGCGCUGGUGGAAUAGUGGUAGCACACUCGCCUCGCAUGGCAGAUGUUCAAUCCCCGGAGGGAAACUGAAGUGUGGACAUACAAGGACAAUUGUGCGAGGACAGGAGAACGUCUGUUCCAACAAGAGUUAUGUCAGUGUGCGUCCUACAAAAAUUCCGCAGCCACCAACACCAGAUGGAAUUGUGUUGUGA
Messenger RNA from Opisthorchis viverrini, 822 nucleotides. RefSeq lists its product as hypothetical. The transcript is spliced from 6 exons. Lineage: Eukaryota; Metazoa; Platyhelminthes; Trematoda; Opisthorchiida; Opisthorchiidae. The record is from RefSeq and is a predicted model, not a curated record. Bases 1 to 822 code for a protein of 273 amino acids.